CUGUGUAUACCGGAAGUGCUUCUAUUUACGCAAGGAGGUCAAGAUGGCUGCCCGCUGCCUGUAAAAGGGUCGUUCCAGAAGCCAGUUCUAUGUUCCUUCGACAUGUAUAAAUCACCAUGUUGCAGACUGACAGGUUUUCUUGGUUUGAGAGUGAAACAGAAAUUGGUUCAAAUCGCUCCUCGAUGUAACCAAACUGCCCGAAGCCUUAUUUACCUGCACAGAAGAGAUCCAUCAAACUGGCUGACAUAUCAACAUCUAAACUUUCUGAAACGACAGUACGUUACCAAAAACAGCAGCGAGCUUCACCAGCGUGCAAUCCCCAAACAUGACCUGAACAUCGUCGAAGAAAGACAUGCCGCCGUCGAAAGGCAGGAGGAGAGAAUACUGGCUAUUGAUUCAGAGCUUGCAGACGUUGUGCCACUGUCGGAGGAUGUAAACCACGAAACACAACCUAAAAACGCCUCCAUCAAGCCUGCUGCACAGAGUGGGGCACCCCUGGAAGGUUCUGCGUCUCAUCUUGUCACAAACAAAGAUGAGCCGCCACACGUUCACGUCGAGACGGAAGAGGCGAGGCAAGCCAGAAUGGACCGACAGUGGAAGCCGCUGAGAGUUGAUGUUGCAGAUUUACCGGAUGUCUACGCUAGACUGGCUAAAAUCAAGCUCACAGCUCUGGUGGUAACAACUGCAGCAGCCGGCUUUGCAAUGGCUCCCGUCCCCUUUGAUCCUCUGCUGUUUGUUGUUUCCUCUCUGGGAACAGGCCUGGCAUCCUGUGCUGCCAAUUCCAUUAACCAGUACUUUGAGGUGCCCUUUGACUCCAACAUGAACCGAACAAAGAACCGUCCCCUCGUCAGAGGACAGAUCAGCCCACUGCAUGCUGUGUCAUUUGCCGUGGCCUGUGGCAUUCCUGGAGUUGCUCUGCUGACGCUGGCGGUAAACCCGCUCACAGGCUUCCUGGGCGCCCUCAACAUCUUUCUCUACACCUGCUGCUACACUCCGCUCAAGAGGCUCAGCAUCGUCAACACCUGGGUUGGCGCGGUGGUGGGAGCCAUACCUCCUGUGAUGGGCUGGAGCGCUGCUACAGGGACGCUUGGGCCAGGUGCUUUGCUGCUGGGUAGUUUCCUCUACUGCUGGCAGUUCCCGCACUUCAACGCGCUCAGCUGGAACUUACGGGAAGACUACUCCCGCGGCGGCUACCGCAUGAUGUCCGUCACCCACCCGGCCAUGUGCAAACGGGUGGCGCUGCGCCACAGCCUGGGUCUGAUCGGGCUGUCCACCCUGGCGCCCGUGCUGGACGUCACCACCUGGACCUUCCCCGUCAUCUCCCUGCCCAUCAACCUGUACAUCAGCUACCUAGCCGCCCGCUUCUACCGCAAAGGGGACCGCGACAGCGCCCGCAAGCUGUUCUUCUGCAGCCUGUGGCACCUGCCCAUGCUGCUGCUGCUGGCGCUCACCUGCAAGAAAUACAGCCAGGGUCCGGAGGAGACGGCAUCUUUAACCCUCACACCGCCAGUGAAAUAACUGGGAUCCUCCUUUGAGCCUGAGUGCUCCUUCAGUUUCCUGACUCUGCUUUACAGAAAACACACCAGAUUUCAAUCUUUUAAAUUUGUGUGCUGUAAAUAUAUUUAUUUUUAAAGGGUCCCUCACCAGUUAUCUGUCUUUUAUCUGACUGAUCAGUUACGUUGUACUGUUUACUCCACUCUCACGGAAAGCCUCAGCUUUGGCAGCUUAUGUCGUUGGACGCCAUGCUGUCGUAAAGUUUCUAGAAUGUGGUAAAGCAGGACUGAGGAAAUGACAACGUGUUACUUGAUGGUGAUUUAAUCUCAUUUUGCUUUGAAACAAAAAUGUAUAUGUGGUUUAAAUACAUAAACCUGCUUUAAGGGAUCAUUUAUCCCCUGUGGGAGAGGAAAUAAACUCAUCAUGAUUGUAA
Cyprinodon tularosa is the source of this 1927-nucleotide messenger RNA. It is a transcript of the gene cox10, whose product is annotated as protoheme IX farnesyltransferase, mitochondrial. Gene Ontology annotation, biological process: heme biosynthetic process. The record is from RefSeq and is a predicted model, not a curated record. Gene Ontology annotation, cellular component: mitochondrial membrane; mitochondrion. Gene Ontology annotation, molecular function: protoheme IX farnesyltransferase activity. Bases 103 to 1518 code for a protein of 471 amino acids. NCBI's taxonomy places the organism in Eukaryota, Metazoa, Chordata, Actinopteri, Cyprinodontiformes, Cyprinodontidae. The transcript is spliced from 7 exons.